AUGGCUGGUGGUAUGCACUUUCUCGUAGGAAUAUCUACGGACGACUAUGUCAUUCUCGCAGCUGACAAAGCCUCCUUCUCUUAUGGAGCUAUCCUCACUGAUACUGAUAAUGACAAGGAGUUCCGUUUGGGAAAAAAGAUGACAAUGAUUUGCAUUGGUGAAGAUGGAGAUGUUGACCAUUUCGGUGAAUGGGUUAAGAGGAACAUUCAAUUGUAUUCCAUUAGAAAUGGAUAUGAGCUGUCACCUAAAGCCGCUCAUCAUUGGAUCCGUGGAGGUAUUUCCAAAGGACUUCGAUCUAGAGAAUCUUACUAUGUCGAUCUGCUUCUCGGAGGAUAUGAUGACACUGAGAAGAAAGCUUUCUUGGGUUCAGUUGAUUAUCUUGGUAACGGUUUACCACAACAGCCUUAUUUAUUCCGUGGUUUCUGUGGAAGAUUCUGCUACGCUAUUAUGGACAGAGAAUACAAAAAAGGUAUGUCUGAAGACGAAGGAUUGGGUCUCCUGAACAAAUGUAUCGCUGAAGCCAAGAAACGCUUCGUUGCUAAUAUUCCAGGAUAUAAGGUUCUCAUCGUUGACAAGAACGGAAUUCGACAUCUCCCAGACGUGAACUUCUAA
Molecule: messenger RNA, 612 nt
Organism: Auanema sp. JU1783
Lineage: Eukaryota; Metazoa; Nematoda; Chromadorea; Rhabditida; Rhabditidae
Source: the annotation of a GenBank genome assembly